AUGUCGGGGAAGCAGUUCUCCGUGGCGGACUUGGUGGCCAAGGCGGAAGCACUCGUGGACCAAUGUCAGCCCGAGCUGGCCGUGCAGUUCUACGAGAAAGCACUCGUGCAGGAGCCAACGAACGUGGCGCUCUUGGACUCGAUCGGAGAGCUGAGCACGGAAUUGGACAAUGCAGAGCGAGCGCUCUGGGCUUUUCGACAGAGUGCAGCGCUUGCUCCAGCAGCGAACCCCGCCAAGUACUUUUACCUGUCGCAGCUCGUCACGGGCGAGGAGGCUGAGCAGUAUACGCUGCAAGGAAUCACGUGCUUGCAGCAGGAACUGCAGCAACAGGUGGACUCGAGCGCGCCCGAGGCGCUGAUUGUCAAGAAACAGAUCUGCGAUGCCUUUUGCUCGCUGGGUGAGCUCUACAUGACGGACUUGUGCGACCACGAGGAGGCUGAACGUCGCUGUGAGUCGUACUUCCAGCAAGCCAUGACGUUUGACGUGGGGCUGCCAGAGCCAACGCAGGCACUGGCCAACUUGCGACUGGUGCAGCAGAACAAAGAGGCUGCAGAGGAGCUACUGGAGGAGACCUAUCGGCGUCUGACUGAGCACUGUACCGAGGAGAGUUUUCCGUCGCUCGAGUUCCGCACGGCCACGGGUAAGAUGCUGAUUGAGGUCGAGCGGUAUGAACAGGCGUGCGACGUGCUGGAAGGAGUGAUGCAGGAAGACGACGAGAACGCCGAGCUCUGGUUCCUCGUGGCGACGUGCUAUCGUGCGAUGGACGACUUGCCAAACGCUCUCGAGUUCUUUGAAAAGUGCCGCCGGAUGCUGACAAAAAUGAAGAAAGAGCUGCGACACGACUUCUACCUGGACGAUCAGCUUGAGAGUGUGGUCGAAAGCAUUGACAAACUGAAGAUUCUGAUUGCAGACCGACCGCUGGAACUCGACGAGGAAAGCGACAGCGACGAGGACGACAGUGGUGAUGCAAAGUCAGUCGGACAGCAGGACGUGGAAAUGAAGGAAUGA
Hyaloperonospora brassicae is the source of this 1008-nucleotide messenger RNA. The record is from the annotation of a GenBank genome assembly. Lineage: Eukaryota; Oomycota; Peronosporomycetes; Peronosporales; Peronosporaceae.